UCUGACUGUGAGGUUUUUCUUCCUCUGUAGGUUGGUCAAUUGAUAUGAAGUGCGAUCCUACAGGCGACGGUGUCAGCCUGUGACACCCGGAGCUGCUCAGGUCUUUGCUUUCUCCUCCUCUGGAUGCUGGGCAUGGCAAUCCCACUCCAUCACAAAUCACCUGCGAUCGCUCUGCUUCAGAAGAUUCAGACGAGUGAGCUGGACACUUUUGGCAGGCAAACUCUGCAGUUACCUAUAAGUGGCGAUGGACCUCUGAAUGAAAUCUAUGUGGAAAAAAAUCAAGCAGGAACGAUGAAUUACCCGGAGGGUGGUUAUGAAUUUGCUGCUGCAGCCUCCUUGUACAACCCGACCAGCCUGGGCUAUGCACCCUCCACGGACUCGCAUGGUUCCAGCAGUAUUGGAGGUCUUCACUCCCUCAACAGCAUGUCACCGAACCCGCUGGUCUUCUUACAGACGGCGCCCCAGCUCUCUUCCUUCGUUUCCCACAGCCAGCAAGUCCCAUACUACAUGGAGAACGAGCAGAACGGCUGCAGUAGCUUCGGGCUGCGCGAGGGACCCCCGUCGACUUUUUACAGAAUUAACAGUGACAAUCGACGACGAGCCAAUGACCACCUGCCCAGCACCAGCGAGCAGAACAGCCCAUCAGUGGCGACGUUGGAAUCCAGUAAGGAAACACGGUACUGCGCAGUGUGCAGUGAUUACGCCUCAGGGUAUCACUAUGGAGUCUGGUCAUGUGAAGGCUGCAAAGCUUUUUUCAAGAGAAGCAUUCAAGGACACAAUGACUACAUGUGCCCUGCCACUAACCAGUGCACGAUCGACAAAAAUAGGAGGAAGAGCUGCCAAGCCUGCAGACUACGUAAAUGUUAUGAAGUGGGCAUGAUGAAAGGUGGCAUCCGUAAGGAUCGUAGGGGUGGCCGGAUGUUGAAGCACAAACGGAGGAAAGACGAGAAGGAUCAGGUCAUCAAAAGUCCCGGGGUCAGCAACCGCCCCACUUCCAGCAGCAUGAAUCUGGCACAGAGGACCACCAGGCAGAACUUGCUGAUGGGAAUGACGUCAGACGAGAUUCUCAGUACCCUGAUGGAUGCUGAGCCACCCAUUGUUUACUCUGAGCAUGACCCCAGCAAGCCCUUUACCGAGGCAUCCAUGAUGACUUUGCUAACGAACCUGGCUGAUAAGGAACUGGUGCAUAUGAUUAUUUGGGCAAAGAAAGUUCCAGGAUUUGUCGAUUUAACCCUUCAUGACCAGGUGCAACUAUUGGAAUGCUGCUGGUUAGAAAUUUUGAUGAUUGGCCUUGUCUGGCGCUCCAUGGAACAUCCAGGAAAACUCAUAUUUGCUCCAGAUUUGGUUUUGGAAAGGAAUGAAGGGAAAUAUGUGGAAGGAAUGGUGGAAAUAUUUGACAUGCUCCUAGCUACGGUUUCUCGUUUCCGACUGCUGAAGCUCCGCUGUCAGGAGUACAUCUGCCUGAAGGCCAUCAUCCUGCUGAAUUCCGGUGUGUUCCCUUUCCUCUCAAGUACAAUGGAGGCUCUGAACAAUGGUGAGCAGAUUCAGAUCAUCUUGGACAAAAUCACUGAUACUUUGGUUCACUUUAUCACGAGGGCCGGGCUCUCACUGCAGCAGCAAUCUCGGCGGCUCGCCCAGCUCCUCCUCCUCCUCUCCCACAUCAGGCACAUGAGCAACAAGGGAAUGGAGCACCUGUACAACAUGAAGUGUAAGAACGUGGUGCCGCUGUAUGACUUGCUGCUGGAGAUGUUGGACGCUCACAGGAUGCACAUGCCAAUGGAUCCCGCACAGCCCAGUGGCAUCGGCACGAGCCCACUGAACAGAGGGACCACGUCAUCCACUUCUUUGUUGUCACUAAAGAAGACUGACGUGACUUUUGAAACAUCCAGAUAGGUAACUGAUGCACUGCUGCACAGUAUUAACAGAAAUCCCAACAAAAAGAACUACCUAUGAUCACACGCAAAAGAAGCAAAUGUCACUGCUGCAAAAUCAUAUAGCUUCAGCUUCAUCUAAAUGCACUCCAUCCAGGCCCUUGCCACAAAGAAUGCCCGACCGACUGAGAACAGGAAUGGUCAAUGAUGGAGGAACAAUAAGUCAUUUCCUGCAGUUCUUUACAAGUUUUCUAAUAUUGCUGAAAAGUUUAGGCACAAUUCCAAAUGCUUCUCACAUCCGUGCAAAAGACACUCACCAGAACUAAGGAUUCACGUUGCAUAGCCUUUUAACAAGUACUUGGACAAGAUGAGUUGCAAUGAUAGUUUACCUCCUAUUGGAGUGGCUGGUCUAUAAAAGUCAUGUACCAUCAAACUUGGAGUCAAAUCUGCUGCAGGCUGGUCUGGGAUUUUGUUGAACACACUGUGGGAUGUGGGCAUUGUAAACAAUUAAUUGUAGUAAUGAGCUGUGACAUUGAACUGCAUGGUUAAAGGACCACCCCCCCCCCACACACAGUGCUGUUGAGUAGCGAAUUCCCCAUUUUUGCUCCAGGGAUGACAAAGGAAUGCUAGGAUAACUUGGGGGGGUGGGGGUUUCCAUGUGACUGCUGCCCUCAUCCUUCCAGGUGACGGGGGCCCUGGCUUUGGAACACGCUGCUGCCGUGCAGUUUCUCAAUGGUAUAACCUGUAGGUAGGCAGCAAUGGUGGGGGAGCGUGCGUACAUUUUGGGUGGCGGGUGAAGAGCUUCAUGUUGGAUGCCGUUGAGCUUACUGAGUGUCAGUAGAGAUGCAUUUAUCCAGACAAAUGGACAGUGUUCCAUCUUAUUCCCCACAUACACCUUGAAGACGGUAGGAAGUCCUUUUGGUGUCAGGAGGCGAGCCACUUACUGCAGGAUAUCCAGACUUUGAUCUGCUCUGGCAGUAAGUUAAGCUUCUGUCAAAUGGUAAUCGCUUUACCCUAGACUGUCAGUGGGGAUGCUCACUGCUGGCACUUGUGUGGACUGAAAGUUAUUUGUCCCCGAUCAGAUUGUUGCUUGAAUCUUGUCAAGAUCUUCAGAGUUUUACAGGCAUAGAGAAGGAAUCCAGGCCUUUUGGCCCUUGAUACAUGUUGCCACAGGGUGAAAGUACUUGUAGUGGAAUGACUCUCAAGGUAUUUCUUAUAGCUUUGACUGGACAGCUAAAGUGGGGACUGGAAAUGUCACACUGGGACCUGGGGGACAAUUUUUAAGGAAGGGGUGGGGCAUUGUUGUUAGGGCAGAAUUAAAGAAAGUUUGCUUUUACUUAUAACCUCACUCCUCCAUCUUCAGCACCAAGUUUAAAAAAAGCAGAGCACACCAUGUUAUCUUUUUGGAAUCUGCUUGUGAAGUUCUCAGUAACCCAAGCUAUCAGUGUUGGUUGUAUCUGUAUCUGCAUUGUUGAAACCUUUGGCAUAUGGUGUGCUCAUUGUUAAAUAGAAUGAAUAGCUUAUGCCCAGUGAAGACAUUUAUAAAACAAAGUAGAUUUAAGGAGGCGUGUCCUUCCAGUUAAUACAUGUGCUUUGCACAUCUGCAGAGUUACGUUUGAUAUUAUUGUUGAUUUAAACACUGGAACUAUUGAGCUCAUAGAAACUUCAGCAAUUUAAACCCUUUUUACUGGCAAAUAGCAAUUGGUUAUAUAGUGGCCAGCUUUGCCUCUACCCUAAAAUAAAUUUUAAAGUAUAAUGGAUUUUACUGGGAACAGGAGCUGAGAUCUUUGAACAUCGCUGUGCAAUUCAGACUCUGGUGUUUGCCUCAGGACCUGAUUCCAGCAGUACUUUGGGAACAUCCCAUUCUAAACCUUGACAGGAAAAGGAGCUGUCCUUUGAACUGAGGACUGGGUUGAGUUGUCCAGAUAUAGGCAAUAUCUCACUAAUUGGAAAGCCCUUCUUUCUGCAGCAGGGCAGUUCAUCCUGAAUCACUGAUGUAUUCUCAGUGAGAAGAUGUAUCUCCUCUUUUGGAGUCUCAUCUUUUGGCAUACCAUUCUUAGAUAUGAUGGAAGAACAUAAGACAGGCGAAGGAGUAGGCCACAUGGCCCCUCAAGUCUACCCGCCAUUUAAUAUGAUCAUAGCUGAUCAACUCCAGGACAUCUCCUCUUCUGUGCCCAUUCCCCAAUUCCCAGAUCUUUCCUAAAUCCAUCUACUUGCUCUUCAAGCACCCCCAGUGAUCCAAUUUUCAAAUCCCUCUGGGCUAGAGAAUUCCAGAGAUUCACCACUACCUGGGAGAAGUUGUUCCUCUGCAUCACAGUUCAAAAUGUCCAGCCCUUAACUUUAAAAUUGUGCCUCCUGUUCAGGAUUUGCCAGCUUGUGGAAACAUGUGGAUGAUGUUUCUUUCCUUCUCUUGGUUAUUUUUACUACUCUUGCAACAGAAAUGUAUGAAUUGGAUGCCAGCAGAUUGCUACAGGGCUGGAGUAGGGACUGGUGGGUUGGAAGAGUACUACACUUGGAGGCCUGGUAAUGUUGCUGUUACUUCAGAGAUUGGAAAACUGCUUCACAAAUUAGUCACUUAAUUUAUUGCAUUUUUUGUUCCACUGCUCAGAUGAUUCUCAGGACAAAGGGGUUGUUCUCUGAGAAAUUAAAUGGGCUUGUUCUAGGGUUUUGAAGGAUGAGGAGACAAGUCCCUGGGUCCAACAGCAUUGACUGCAGUGGAAGUAAUGAUUUUCAGGGGGUUUGACAGGGUAGAUGUUAAGUGGAUUUCUUGUCAGUAGGGAAGUUGAGGACAAAGACGCAGAGUUUCAGAUAAGAUGUUGUCCACCUGAGACUCAGACAAGACAUUCAUUAACCUUAGGAAAUCUCUACCUCAGACCUGUGAACACGGUGACAUCUUGUUUUCCAUUGGAACAGAAUUAGGCCAUUUGGCCCAUUGAGUCUACUCCACCAUUCCAACCCCAUUUGUCUGCCUUCUCCCUGUAUUCUUUGAUGCCUUACUAAUUAAGAGCCUUUCAACCCCCUCUAUAAAUAUACCCAAUGACCUGGCCUCCACAGCAGAUUUGUCACCUGUUCUGUUUGAGGCUGGGAUGAAGAGGAGGUGGGGGAAUUGGGGAUUAAGAGUGUGGUAUACAGAAGUGGUGUAUAGACCCUCGAUCAUUUCAGCCAGAUGAAGAGUGAAGCAGGUUCAGGGACUGUGUGGCUUAUUCAUUAUGCAAUCUAAACUGGCAGACUUAACACUUGGGUAACGCCAGAUAAGAUCCAGGUGGGUUCUAGAUUUAUAUACUAGAUCACAACCUCUCCAUAUUCACUUUGCAAGGGGCUGUUCAACCUGUGAGCCAGAGUGCACGAAGUGCUUUAAAGACACAUGGAAUGCUCUGCACGUACCACAGCUGUGAGAUACUCAUUCUUUAGUGAAGGAUUCUUGUCUGUAUUUCUCAAUUAUAAUUGAGAAGCUAAAGUCGCCCCCUGGUUGCCAGAGACUCAGAACUUGGAGCUCGAGAAUUAGUUAUCCUUUCUCUGAAUUAAUCGCAGCAACUUUCCCGGAUGUCGUCUUAUGACUCUAGAAACUUUAGUUGCUCUUGACAGAUUUACUGUGAGCUCUUUAAAUCAACUGGCUCAGGAGGUUCAAUAUUUUCGUAACAACUGAAACAUCGACAGAACCUUUCACAAGAUCCUCUGUGCAUUUGCAGAUGAAGCAAAGAUUCUAAAGAGGAGGUAAAAAAACCAUUAAUAUUUUGAAUAUCUAGAAAUAUUUCUUACCCAGGAUUUCUCUCCUGAGUAAAGAUACUUUUAAACUGUUCAAAAUAACAAUGGGUUUUAAUAGCGUAAUAAAGGGGAAUGUGGGAAGAGGGCCAGGAACCAAGAAGGUGAUUUGCAAAAUAACCCAGGGCAGGAAUGAGGGCAGUUGGGAAGUGUUAAAGGUGAUAUGGAAGUAUUGCCUGGAACAGUGGUGGAUGCAGACAGAGAACUUACAUCCAACAAUUUUUGUUCUAAUCCUUCAAAAGAAAGUUGCCAGACUGCAGGAGAAGGGCAAAAUGGUGGAACCACUGGAGAGCACUUUCCUCUGGAGGGCUGAGUGUGUGGAAUAAUUCUGGCAAUGGGUGUUGAAUGGCCGUGUCUCUUCUUAGCAUUGAUGGAGAAAUCUACAAGUUGUCCUUUCACUGGGGAAGGGAUAACUAAUAGUAUGAGGUAAUUGUUAAGUGUAAGUGAGGUGUGCUGUGCUAGGGGAUAAUUUGUUCUCAACCUAUAAAUGGACCUUUACAUACAGCUGCUUUACCAAAGGACAGAGCCGGAAGCCAAUUUGUGCUGUCUCAUGGCUGUGCAGUAUGCAACAUCUUUAUUUCCAAGCUGAUGCAGCAAAUGAAACAAAUGCAUUGAGAGAGAGAGAGAUAUUAAACAUCACUUUUUAGUAUUAAAGAGACAGCAACUAGAUCAAUAUUUUACUUUCAGGAGGUGGGAGAAGUCCUUUGACAGUCAGGCUUGUGCUUAUUGUUUAACAAUGACGAUCUUAUGGAAGACAUCGGGUUAAAUAGCUGAGUGUUCCGUGAUUGUGUUACCAGAGAUCAUGAAUUGUGGUUGCUAUUUUAAUGAUUUGUUUUAGUUUAUAAUACAUUUUUCUAUUUUUGCACAAAAGCACAAUCAUCUGGUGGCACUUCAUGUCUGUGCAUUUGCAGAUAAUCUGGAAAGGAGAGUCUUAGACAACAUGAACUAAUUAGAGUCAUAAAGCAGUACAGCACAGGAACAGGCUCUUUGGUCCAUCUAGUCUGUGCCAAAUGACGAUACUGUCUAGUCCCACUGACCUGAGUUGGACUAUAGCCCUUCAUCUCUCUCCCAUCCAUGUACUAAUCCAAAUUUCUUGUAAAUGUUGAAAUCUAACCCGCGUCUUCUGCUGGCAGCUUGUUCCACACUCUCACCACCUUCUGAGUGAACAAGUUCCCCCUCAGAAUUCUAUUAAACAUUUCACCUUUCACCCUUAACCUUUGUCCUCUAGUUCUAGUCUCACCUAACUUCAUCUUGCUUGCAUAUACCACUGAGGUUGGGUGAGAUUAAAUUUGAGUUUAUUCACUAUUAUGAGAUGAUCAAGGUCAGUAACAUGGCGAUGGUUAAAACCUUACAGGUUGGUUGGCAACAUACCUAUUUUCACCUUGUGUUCUAUUGCCCUGUACAACUCCAGUUGCCCCACUGGCUUCAUCCAGUGCUGUAGAUAUCCUAAAUUACAUCUAACUGCUUGUUUUCUACACACACAGCGUGUAUUGAACCAAACGAUUAGUCAUCUAAAUUACUUCCAUGUAGCCGUACAUCAAUUCCAAUUUGAUCCUCUGGAAAAUUUCCUGUAUAUCUGUGUUGUUCCUAAAUUACACAACUGUCUCCCUGCUCCCCAUAAUCUUGCAUCAGUUUUGACAUCCUUCCAUUGCUCCCUCCCUCCCUCUGAAAUGCACAUAUGUAGCAUUUGUUGCGCUAAUCUCCGGUUGGCUGCCUCUCUUUAGAAAACAUUAGAGCACCUGCCUUUCCUCUGAUAGUAGGUAAGCCCUGAUAUUUUCAGACUCAGUUUCCUGAGCAAAGGGUUAAAGGGAGCGUAGUACAGUACUUGCAAUCAGCCUGCCCUGGCCACGUGGUUGGGAGCAGCUGAAUGAUCCAGCACGAAAUCAGCCCUUUGACCCAUGAGUCUGUAUUGACUGUCAAAUAUCCAUUUAUACCCAUCCCAUGUUAUUCUCUUUUCCCCCUCCCAAUUCCCAUCAACUGCCCUCUUCACUUCACACCUCACACUUGGGGCAAUUUAGAGUGGUCGAUUAACCCUGUCGGAGAACAAUGAUAAGGUUGAAUGAAUGACUGGGUCAGCUGGGCAGCAGGCAGAAAAGAAUAGAGAGAACGCACCAGCAUGUAGAAAUACCACUUCUCCAGCUAGCGAACGCAAGGAACAAAACCCUUCUCUUAACCAUGAACAAAGACAGGUUGACCAUGAAACACAAGUUGCUGAAUCACCGGUUGCCUCUGUCCCUGUAUGUAAAUGUAUCCACUCAUCCCUUCUCCAGUAACAGCAAAUUUAUGUCCAUAACUCCGAUCACCCAGUCUCAUUCUCAACAGAGCGGACAUGGUUUCUGAGUCUUCUAUGAAUUUAGGCUUUAACUGCCAGCUAAAUUUAUUUACAAAUUAAGAUUAGCCAGAGAAAAGGAAAACCAUUGUGAAAAAUGAAUACUAUAAUCUAUUAUCACUAAAUUUGAAUGUUUCAAUCUGUGAAUUUGUUUACAGUAUCAUCUAAUUGGGUCAGUUUGUGGGAGCUGAACUUAAGAGUGGUGCAUCUGGUGGUUCCCUGAACAGAAUUGAGCUGGUGGGAAGCUACCAAGAAAGCUACUUUGAUAGUUGAAUGUUCGGUCCUGUUAAUUAAGAUUUACCCAUUUUUACUACUUGUGGUCUCCACAUUGCCUCAUGGUUUACUUUUGACAAUCAUGAUGUGGACUGUGUGGCAAGCACCAGAAUUAAUGCAAGAGCAGAGACUUUUACUUAUAACUGCAGUUGAAAGCCCUUGAGCCCAUUGUCUUGCAAUUCGGCACCGCUAACAAGGGUUCUUUAAAGACUGCUGAUUAAAAUUCUUCUAAAAACUUUCAUUCUGUCCUGAAUUAUCACUACCAAUGAAGGAGCACUUAAACCUAUCUUAUUGCUCCAUCCAGGUAGAUUAAUUACAUGUUCAAUUUGCCUGUUAUGUAAAAUAUAGUUAAUUAUAACAAUUUGAGUGCGAGGAUAAGGGCCUCAGUCAAAUGGGAUACUAUUAAUUUGAAAGAAUGAAUCCAGGGAUAGAACAAGUGACCUUCCCUGAAGAUUAUUGAUAAAUAUUUCUCACAUACAAGAUGUUCCAGUGCUAACCAACUACCAAACCUGUGGCAAUGACAUCUGGAAUGUUUGCAAAGGAACAUGCCUGAUUAAAUAUAUAUUAGUGACAGUGUCGAAACUGCACAUGAUAACUGAUUGCUCCCCAUGAUUCACCAGAGACUGAGUGCUACACCACACAAAAGCUUGCCUGGUAGUGAUAGAUCAGCUCAAGACCUAUAUUACUCUGCAGCUCAUCUGUUCAGACAAGAUGAAUGUAUUUUUGUGGGUUAUCAGAGCUUACACACUUUGUGAAUAGAGCAUUUUAUGGCAUUCACAAGCUUUUCUGAGUGGCCUGCUUCAUCAGUCUUUGAAAAUAGUUUGCAUUUUUUCUGAACUUUUUGAAAUCAUUUAAAGAGGACAAUACAUUGGGUUAAAUGCUGUCUUAGUUUACGCAAGGAUUGGAAUUUACAUAAUCACUUUAUAGCUUUACUACAUAAUCUGAAUCAUAGUGCAUUAGUAAGUAUAAUUUGAAGAGAUAAGUAAAUGGCAUACAUUUAUCAUUCUUUAUGGCAGCUGCUCAAAAUCUCUCUUGUUGAAUUGUGUAAAUGGUUUAAAAUAUAUUGGGUGCUGCUGCUUAAAGUAGCAGUGAAAUACAGACUGAAAUUGGACUUGCCCAAAAAUUCCAGGUUGGUCAUGGAGUCUAUGUGUAUUCAGUCAACGUUUACUUUACAGCAAGUAGCUCCCCAAAAUGGCUGGAUUUGAAACACUGCAGCACUCCAGUAUGAACUUAAGCAGAGAUGCACUCAGUGGCCACUUUGUUAGAUACAGGAACAGAACCUGGUGUGGUCAAGGUUUGACACGCUGUGCAUUCAGAAUGUUAUUCUAUAUACCAGAAUUGUGAUGAUUGGUUACUGGAGUUACCGUCAGCUUGCACCAGUCCAGCCAUUCUCCUCCGAACUCUCUCAUUAACAGGGUGCUUUUGCCCAUGGAACUGCUGCUCACUGAUUUUUGUUUUUGCACCAUUCUCUGUAAACUCUAGAGACUGUGUGUGAAAAUCCCAACGUCAGUGUUUUCUGAGAUACUCAAACCACCCUGUCUGGCACCAAUAAUCAUUCCAUGGUCGAAGUCACUCAGAUCACAUUUUGCCACCAUUCUGAUGUUUGGUCUGAACAACAGCUGAACCUCUUGACCAUGUCUGCAUGUUUUUUGAUUGGGUUGCUACCACAUGAUUGGCUGAGUAGAUAUUUGCACUACAAGCAGGUGGCCACUGAGUGUGUUUGCACAGUGCGGUUCCAGAGGUUUCAUGUGCCAUCAAGUGCUUCUUUUCUUGCAAAUUUUAAUGAAAAACAUCUAGCUUAAGAAAAAUCUUCAAAGUACACCAUAUCUUGCAUUGAAUAGCUGAAUCCUCUGGAUUCUAUUCCAACUAUAUAAUGGAGAACAAUUCUGAUUAACAAAUGAACUACAGUUCUUCAAGUUUGGUAGGGCUUUGACAAUGAUUGCAAUCCAAAUGCCUUGUUGACAGUUAUUUUCCUGCAGUCUACUUGCAGAAGUGUGUGAAGUCCAUGCCUUGCUUAGGAAGUCAGUGAAGUACUUUUGUUCAUUAUUUUUUUAAAAGCUUUUUAUGUGCUGUGAUGCAAUUGUGCCCAUAUCCAUAAGAAGCUUGUUGUAAAAAUCGUUUCAGGUGAUUCACUCCACUGAAAUCCCCGCACACUACAUGGGGCCCAAUGUUUUUGGAAUACCGCAAGUGCCCGAAAUGUUUUAACCAAAGAGAAAUAUGUAUUUUUUUAAAAUUGCAGUUGUGUGUGUAUGGAAGAAAAAUUAAAGAACUUGCAGAUAUAAUAAAAACACAACUGGGUGCCACAGAUCCACAAAUGAUGGAUCGUGCCUCCAAGCAGACAGCUCGCAGUGUAUCUGUAAAUUGGAAUGUGCAAGCUAUUCCUGUAAGAAAAUGAAGAACUCAAUCACAAUGUUUGAUGACAUACUUGUGGUCUGUGGCCAAAGAGUCCGGGUUAUUUUCCCCUCAUUACUGACAAUUCUGUACAUCUGCAGCCUUGCUCACCAAAUUUCGUGUCACAUGCCGGUGAUAAUAAACCUGAUUCUAGUUCCUCUCCGGACCCACUGCAAUUGGAAUCACGGUUGUCAAUUUGGAUGGGGGAAGUUUGACAGAUGCUUGAGCCUAAAAUGUCACCCAUGUCACUUUGGCUUUUACCAGUAUGUGUGGAUGGGGAAUGUGAAUUGGGCAUAAUUAAGCUUUUGCAAAAUGAAGUGGGGGCUUGUCAGGAGGACCAUAUUAACUGUUCAACAUACAUACAGCUAUCAUGGGUGUGGAACUCUCGUCUUUGCUUCACACUUAUAAUACAUGCUACCUAUAUUGGUGAAUUGCUUGAACUACCUAUUGCCAUACACUACCUAAUAAAUUUAAUGGUGGCCCUUCUCUAAUCAGCAAAGGGUCUGCACUUUGUAGCACCAAGAAAGCGUUUUGUGGCAGACUUUCCUUUCGAAAUACACUGUUUCAGCCGAUGCAGUCUGUAAUUUUUGUGUGAUUGCAUGUAGAAUGAUUUUAUUUGCAUAUUGAAUGAAUGAAA
Molecule: messenger RNA, 11263 nt
Organism: Mobula hypostoma (lesser devil ray)
Lineage: Eukaryota; Metazoa; Chordata; Chondrichthyes; Myliobatiformes; Myliobatidae
Gene: esr1
Product: estrogen receptor 1
Exons: 8
Coding region: 124-1893 (589 amino acids)
Biological process (GO): estrogen receptor signaling pathway; regulation of transcription by RNA polymerase II; cellular response to estrogen stimulus
Cellular component (GO): nucleus; chromatin
Molecular function (GO): steroid binding; nuclear receptor activity; nuclear estrogen receptor activity
Source: RefSeq, a predicted model, not a curated record